AUGAAGGAAGCAAACGAGACACUGGCAACAGAUUUCAUUCUCUUGGGACUCUUCCCUAACUUGAGGUUCGUCAGCAUCCUUAUCUAUGCUAUCAUUUUGAUUUACCUCACUGCAGUCACAGGGAACUUUGCCCUGCUGCUCCUGAUCGCCAUGGACUUGAGGCUCCACACCCCAAUGUACUUUCUGCUCAGCCAGCUUUCCCUCGUGGACUUGGCCCUCAUCAGCAGUACUGUUCCAAAAAUGAUGAUUAACUUUUUCUCUGGGAGGAAGACCAUCACGCGUCUGGCCUGUGGAACUCAGAUAUUUUUCUUCUUUACUCUUGGGGGUGCUGAAUGCAUCCUCUUGACUCUCAUGGCUUAUGACAGAUAUGUAGCUGUCUGUAACCCCUUGAGCUAUGUGGUCAUCAUGAACCAUGAGGUCUGCCUGCAAAUGGCUGUAGUGUCUUGGAUUGGGGGCAUUUUGGCUUCCACAGCCCACACAAUUUAUACCAUGAAUCUGCCUAUCUGUGGCUCCAGAGAAAUCCACCAUUUCUUCUGUGAGAUGCCAGCAAUUAUGAAGAUCUCAUGCAAAGACACUUCCACCUAUGAGCUGGUGGUCUUUGUGAUGGGCAUUUCAUUUAUCAUCAUCCCUUUUGGACUUAUCACGGCUUCCUACAUCUUCAUCUUCCUUACUGUCCUUCGUAUGAAAUCUCCCCAAGGCAGGAAAAAAGCCUUGGCCACCUGCUCCUCCCAUCUUAUGGUGGUAAGUUUUUAUCUAGGGCCAUGUGUUUAUUUGUACAUGACACCUGGUUCCUCCCACAGCCCUGAGCAGGAGCAGGCUGUGUCUGUGUUUUGCACUGUCCUCACACCCAUGCUAAAUCCACUCAUCUACAGCCUGAGAAACAAGGAUGUAGUGGGGGCUCUGCAGAAAGUCCUGGGAAAACAUCCAGUCUCUAAACAGAACACAUAG
Messenger RNA from Pteropus alecto (black flying fox), 948 nucleotides. RefSeq names its product olfactory receptor 2T27. Lineage: Eukaryota; Metazoa; Chordata; Mammalia; Chiroptera; Pteropodidae. The record is from RefSeq and is a predicted model, not a curated record. Gene Ontology annotation, cellular component: membrane. Gene Ontology annotation, molecular function: olfactory receptor activity; G protein-coupled receptor activity. The transcript has a single exon. Bases 1 to 948 code for a protein of 315 amino acids. Gene Ontology annotation, biological process: G protein-coupled receptor signaling pathway.